AUGGAGCGAGGGACAACGCCACCUCCGUCUACAACGGCACCUGUCGCCUCGCCACCGACGCCCGAAGUUACCAGACGAAUCGAAGAGAAUCGAUUGCGUGCCAAAGCCAUCCGAGACCAACGUGAAGCCGAGCAACGUGCUGCUGGCAAGACUUCCAACACCCCCAAGUCUGCGGCUGGAUUUGUUCCCACUGAACAUGUUCACGUCUCCAAGCCAGUAAAUGGAAAGCGCUUGUACAGUGAAAUCUCUUCGCAAGCUUCGUCUGCGAUGGCGUCGGGGACCAACCGCGAUGGCCGUAACAAAGGCGACGAAGAGGCUUUGCGCCCAGCCCGCAAAUUUACCAAGUUUGUCGAUUACAAUAUGAGCUCCAUGACCGAUACAAAGGGUGGUUUCUUGACAACAGAAGAUGACCCUCAUAACUACGCCUUGGGCGCAAAAAAACCGGGACAGGAAGAUGAGCAACGACCAAAGGACAUGACUGUCCAGGAGUGGGAGCGCAUGCAACUAAUCCGGAAGCUUCAACGACAAAAGGCGGGCCCAUUCGAGCCUGGAAUCAGUGUUUUAGACGAUGAAGAGAAAAGGAAGAAGUGUAGAGAGUGCAAGAGCCUGGAGAUCGAUUUUGUCUGGGAGGAGGUCUUUCAUAUUUGCGUUUGCAACAAGUGCAAGGAAAAGUACCCCGAGAAGUACUCACUCCUGACCAAGACGGAGUGCAAGGAGGACUAUUUAUUAACCGACCCCGAACUGCGAGACCCAGAGCUCUUGCCCCAUCUUUCGAAGCCGAACCCGCAUAAAUCUCAUUGGCAUGACAUGAUGCUGUUCCUGCGAUUCCAAGUUGAGGAGUAUGCGGUCAACACGAAAUGGGGAUCUGCAGAAAAGCUGGAUGCAGAGUAUGAGAGGCGAGAAGCACAAAAGAAGGCGCGGAAAGAGGCCAAGUUUAAAGAGAAACUGAUGGAUUUGAAGCGCAAGACUCGAACAGACGCCUUCCGACGACAGGCUGGUACGCUAGGCAAGUCGGGCGCAAACAAAUUCGGAGAUUCCAUACGAGAUACGAAGCAUGUCCAUCAAUGGGGCCGCACUGUAGAGAAUGAGGAGGGCAUGACGAUAAAGACAUGUGUUGAUUGUGGCAUGGAAGUUGAAGAGCUGGAAUUGUAA
Metarhizium brunneum ARSEF 3297 is the source of this 1152-nucleotide messenger RNA. RefSeq names its product DNA repair protein rad14 (gene rhp14). Gene Ontology annotation, biological process: nucleotide-excision repair, DNA damage recognition; nucleotide-excision repair involved in interstrand cross-link repair; UV-damage excision repair. NCBI's taxonomy places the organism in Eukaryota, Fungi, Ascomycota, Sordariomycetes, Hypocreales, Clavicipitaceae. The record is from RefSeq and is a predicted model, not a curated record. Gene Ontology annotation, cellular component: nucleotide-excision repair factor 1 complex. Gene Ontology annotation, molecular function: damaged DNA binding.